CUGAAGUUCGACCAGUACGUGCGUGCGUUUUGUUGCAUUUAAAAAUGGAUGAAAAACUCAUCGAAGGCGUAAAAAAGUAUCCGUGCCUUUGGGACACGAGUUCCGAAUUUUAUAAAUGUAAUGAAACAAAGGAUGCGGCAUGGAAUGUAAUUAUUAAUGAAGCGAACAUAAAAGACGUUACAACUGCCAAAUGCCGAUGGAAACAACUUAGAGAUAACCAUCGAGAUGCAUUAAAACGUCAAAACGCAACAAGGAGUGGACAGGCUAGAAAACAACGCAAGGAGUGGAAAUAUCAAAACGCCGUGUCAUUUCUUAUACCGUACAUGUGCAACAGAGAUCGGGCAUCAAAUUUUGAAUCCUUGGAAGACUCGUCAAAUGACAAUUCAAAUCAGCCGAAUACUGAUGAUAAUUCUCAAGAAUCAAACGGUAACUUGCCAUCAACUGCAAAUAAUCUUGCCUCCGAUAAUUCGACACCAUCUGGUCCGAUUCCAUCCACAUCGAAAAAAAGGAAGAACGAUGAAAUCCUAGAUAUAUUGAGAAAAAAUCAAGAAAACCGCGAACUUUUAAGACAAGAACGCAUGGAAAUUAAAAAUAUGAUGGUAGCCAGGGACAAGCACGAUGAAAUAGACUCAUUUUUUUUAAAUUUGGCUGCGUCAACAAAAAAGUUGCCAUAUUAUUUACAACUUCAAAUAAAAAGAAAUUGUUUCAAUGCUGUAAUGACAGCUGAAGAAACAAAUCUGCAACAAUCUUGGUAUUCUCCGAAUAAUUAUGGUUACUCUACAAGCUCAACACCAACGUCAAUAGAUAUGAAUAUCAGUAAUAAUACUGCAAGUACUUCGCAUGUUGACGAAAGUAACGCUACUACUGAACACUUCUCAAUAUUUCCACAAGAUAACAUCAAUAAAUCUACUGCUACCGCUUCAGAUGUUCCAGAAACUCAGAACUUUGAAAAUACUGGAACGCCUGCAUUAGAGCCAGCAGGUUCGGAUGAAAUGGCAAAUUUGCAUAAUAAUAUUAAUUUAAAAUUUUGAAUUAUAUUAUCAU
This is a messenger RNA of Hyposmocoma kahamanoa, 1044 nucleotides long. Its product is annotated as probable protein kinase DDB_G0291133. Gene Ontology annotation, biological process: regulation of transcription by RNA polymerase II. NCBI's taxonomy places the organism in Eukaryota, Metazoa, Arthropoda, Insecta, Lepidoptera, Cosmopterigidae. Gene Ontology annotation, cellular component: transcription regulator complex; nucleus. The record is from RefSeq and is a predicted model, not a curated record. The transcript is spliced from 2 exons. Bases 45 to 1031 code for a protein of 328 amino acids.